AUGGCUUCCAAAUCGUGGUCACACUGUGCCUCUAUUGAUGAUACUUUUGGGCCUCACGCGAAGAGUUGUCGAGGUGGAUUCGAUUUUACGUUAUUCUUUGAAGAAACGAUUUUGUUAAUCCUUCCUCUAUCCAUAGCUCUCAUUGCUGCCGUCAUUCGAGUAUUCUUCCUAUUGAGAACAAGGACCAAAGUGAAGAGUACAGCCAUUCUAUUCCUGAAGCUUGGCUCUUAUACUGCCUUCGGGUUCAUCCAAGUCAUUCUCCUGAUCUUCUGGGCGGGUCCAGCCGCUGUCAAAACCCGAGCAUCAAUACCCGCGACCGUUCUCACUUUCGUCGGCUCCUUCUUACUCUGUCUUCUAUCCUAUGCAGAGCAUCUUCACUCUAUUCGACCGUCAUUUUUGCUAAACGUCUAUCUAUUGCUAUCGUUGCUUUUUGACAUAGCCCGAACUCGAACUAUCUGGCUUCAGCCAUAUAAUGGCACCAUCGCAAUUCUAUGCGCUAUCAGCGUAUCUGUAAAGGCAAUAGUCGUUCUACUCGAGGGAAAAGAUAAGCGAUCCAUCCUUUAUCCGCAAUAUGCAUCUUACCCUACGGAGGCGACAAGUGGCAUAUACAGUAGAUGCUUUUUCUGGUGGCAGAACAGCCUCUUCCGCAGAGGCUUUUCUUCCUCUAUCACCGUCGAUGAUCUCCCCAAACUAGACAUCCACCUUGAAUCGAGUUAUUUACAACUCCUGCUCCAACCUACCUGGGAGUCCGUAAUCCACCAUGGCCCCCAUUCUCUCUUCCUUACCACGUUGAGCAGACUCAAAGGUCCUUUUCUUGCCGUGAUACCACCAAGAGCGUUUCUCAUAGCUUUCAAUUACUCUCAGCCCUUGCUCAUUAACCGAGCUAUCACCCUCUCGCAACAACCUGUCUCGAAGCAGACUACGAAUAAUGGCUAUGGUCUCAUAGGAGCUUACAUUCUCGUUUACAUGGGCAUAGCAAUCACUACCGGUCAAUACCAGCAUUUGACAUAUCGUGCGAUCACUAUGAUUCGCGGAGGUGUUAUCUCAUUGUUACACGAUAAAACAUCAAACUUGAGCAUCACUGAAGCGGACCCCGCGUCAUCACUCACUCUUAUGAGUGCAGAUAUCGAGCGUAUAACGACGGGAAUGCAAACCAUGCAUGAGAUUUGGGCAAAUAUCAUCGAAGUCGUCUUGGCAAUUUACUUGCUGCAAUUACAGCUCGGGGCUGCAUGCGUGAUCCCCAUUGGAGUCGCUAUCAUGGGAUCGCUCGCCGCUACUGGCCUCGUCAUGAAGAGGCAACAGCUAUGGCUUGAGGCCAUCGAGCGGCGUAUCACAGCCACAACGGGUAUGCUCAGUUCCAUGAAAGGUGUCAAGAUGUGUGGCCUUUCAAGCGUCCUGCGCCAGAGCUUGCAACAGCUGCGUAUCGACGAGAUGAACGUUUCUAAGGGAUUCCGAACUCUACUCAUUUGGAACAUGGGUUUCGCAUACAUAUCUCCUGUCGUGGCGCCAGUCCUCACUUUCGCUGUGUUCUCUAUAAUAGCGCGGGAUGGCGGCCAUUCCACGCUAAAUACAGCCAAGGUAUUCACUUCGUUGUCCCUAUUCGCUCUGCUAUCGGAGCCUCUUGGAUCUCUGAUAAUGUCACUCGCAACCUUCAUGGGCGCGGUUGGUUGCUUUCAGCGAAUCCAGACGUUCUUGCUCACCGAGCCUAGAGUAGACCGACGAGAGGCUGUUUCAUUACAUCUUGAGGGCUCACGGAAUUCACAGGAUUGCUCGGAAAAGAGUGCCGCGCUAUCUCAGAGGAGUUGCUCAUUAUCACAGCAGAGCAAUAUGUCGCAGGAGAAAUUAACUCUUCGAAAGCACUACACGUUGUCCAACACAAGCGCCAUACUCAUAGAAAACGGAACCUUUGGUUGGGAUAAAGAGGAUCAUGCGUCAGACGUACUUCAGGAUAUUAAUCUGGCAAUUCCACGAGGCAGACUAACCAUGCUGAUUGGGCCUGUGGGGUGCGGUAAGUCGACUCUUCUCAAGGCUAUCCUUGGUGAGCUUCCAGUGAUGGAGGGUGACGUUCGGUUUUUAUCAUCCAUGAGGGUUGCGUAUUGUGAGCAGGAUCCCUGGCACAUGAACGGUACCGUCCGACAAAGCAUUAUUGCAGUUUCGGAGUACGAUCAACGGUGGUACGAAUCGUGCGUUGUAGCAUGUGCACUAGACGAUGAUCUCCAUCAGCUGCCUCAGGGAGACCAGACACAGAUUGGCAGCAAGGGUGUCGCCUUAUCGGGCGGCCAAAGCCAAAGAAUUGCACUGGCGAGGGCAAUAUAUGCUCAGAAGAAUACCCUCAUUCUGGAUGACGCACUAUCUGGACUCGAUUCGCAUACUGAGAAUCGCGUCUGGCACAAUCUCUUCGGUGCCGAUGGUCUUCUUCAAAAAUACGGAUCUACCGUUCUCAUUGCAUCAUCAUCAGCUAAUUUGAACAUAGCGAAGCGGGUUCCUUAUGCCGAUCAUAUCAUUGCGCUUGAUUCCCACGGCAAGAUCUCAGAGCAAGGCUCGUUUGAUGUUCUUAGCAAGAGUGGUGGCUACGUUUCUCAAUUCAACCUGAAGUCGCCUGAGCGGAGCCACACGGCCGAAAAGCUAGAUAUGAAAAGCCUAAGAUUCAAUACUGCUCCUACCAUGAACGGUCAGAGUACAGAAAAUGAUAUCCAAGCGGAGGCCAACAAGCGAACCGGCGAUGUGACCAUAUACACGUACUACAUUAGUACUGUGGGUUGGCUCCCAACAAUUAUCUUCAUGGUUUCGAUUACUAUUUUCAUAUUCUGCAUCUCUUUUCCGAAUCUAUGGGUGAAAUGGUGGGCCGCCGCAAACGCCGUCACUCCAAACGGGAACUUAGGAUACUAUCUCGGUAUCUAUGCAAUGUUGGGCAUACUGGCUCUCAUUUUUCUCGUGAUCAGUUGUUGGCAGAUUAUGAUCACUAUGGUGCCCCGUUCGGGGGUGAACUUCCACUGGAAAUUACUCCAGACAGUACUAAGCGCACCAAUGACUUUCUUCUCUACAACCGAUACCGGUGUCACCCUCAACCGAUUCAGCCAGGACCUUCAGUUGAUAGAUAUGGAGCUCCCAGUAGCUGCUCUCAACACCUUCGCAACUUUCGUACUUUGCAUUGCCCAGAUGGUCCUCAUAUCUAUCGCUUCUCCCUACGCCGCAAUCGCCAUUCCCUUCCUCCUUGCGACACUCUACCUCGUCCAGAAGUUCUAUCUCCGCACCUCACGACAGCUUCGGUUUCUCGACCUUGAAGCCAAAUCCCCUCUCUAUACACAGUUUACCGAGAUACUGUCCGGCCUUGCAACCGUUCGCGCGUUUGGAUUCCAGUCGAGUCUUCAAAAGAAGACUAAAGAGAUACUCGACCGAAGCCAAAAACCCUUCUAUCUCCUCUUCGCCGUGCAACGGUGGCUUACUCUAGUGCUGGACUUGGUUGUAGCAGCCGUGGCUGUACUUCUCAUCAGCUUAGUCGUCGCUCUUAGGGGCAAGCUGAGUGCGGGAUACGUCGGCGUUGCGUUAUUGAACGUGAUUCUCUUCUCACAGAGUAUCAAAAUGCUCAUCACGUUCUGGACGCAGCUAGAGACCCACAUCGGUUCGGUCGCUCGUAUAAAGACCUUCGCGGCGGAAGCUGUCGGCGAGGAUCUAGAAGGCGAGAAAGGAGAAGUGCCAGAGAGUUGGCCCGCUCAUGGUAGAGUAGAGUUUAAGGAUAUCACCGCGGGAUAUAAGCCGUCCGAACCUGUCUUGAACGAGUUUUCUUUGACUAUAGAAUCGGGAGAGAAAGUCGCUAUUGUCGGACGCACCGGCAGCGGCAAAUCAUCGUUACUGCUGACCCUAUUCCGCAUGCUCGACCCAACCAACGGCAGCAUCCACGUCGACUCUCUCGACCUCAGCACCCUCCCCCGCGAUACCAUCCGAUCGCGCCUAAUUGGCCUACCCCAAGACGCUUACCUUCUCGCCGGCUCCGUGCGACUCAAUGCAGACCCCAUGGGCGAAUGCACCGACAAAGCCAUCAAAGCCACGCUACAGGACGUCCAGCUCUGGGACGCAAUCGUCAAGAACGGCGACCAGAAGAAGUACAAGCAUCCGCUGGACGUUCAAGUAGAAGAUUUGCACUUCAGUAAAGGGCAGCAGCAGCUAUUCUGCUUGGCGCGCGCUAUGCUGCGGAAAGGGAGAGUCGUCGUGUUGGAUGAGGCGACGAGCAGCAUCGACGCCCAGACCGACAAAUUGAUCCAGCGUCUCAUCCGCGCCAAGUUCGCUUCUCACACCAUCAUCGCGGUCGCGCACAAGCUUGACACUAUUCUCGACUUUGAUAAGGUCGUUGUCAUGGAGAACGGCCACAUUCGUGAGUGCGGCGAACCGUACCUGCUGCUUGAGGAUCCGACGUCUGAGUUUGCGAGGCUGUACUUUGCGGCUGAGCGCGAGCACGAGGAUUCAGAAACUUUCUAGUACUGGUUCGAAUUCGGAUGUGAGUUGGAUGGUUGAUGUGCUAUGAACAGGUGAGGGGAGGGGGUUCGAAGACGGCCGAUCAAAUUGCUACUUAAUAGUCUUAGUAUUAUUUUCUUGCGUUUGCUUGCAAGUUUUCCUUUACGUCGCACUUUGCUUAUGUUAUUGUUUAAACGCUUUCUCAGUUUGCUAUAUUACGCCGGUCGCUUCUGUCUGAAUUAUGUACUCGAGAAUGUUACAUGCUGCCUCAAUUUUCGAGUCGACGAGGUGGUUGCUAGUCUCCGUUCAUCAGAAGCAAAUGAACGCGUAUCAGUUUGCGUUCGUGGAGUUUUGACAUCGUGUCCGGAUGAUAACGGCACGUCAUCCGGUUUUUAAUCUUCUAGGCCAGAAUGGUCUGCGAACCCUAGGGUGUCACGGUUUGAAGUCCCCCAAUGCAUGUUCAAGGACCUAGACGGGAGGCAAGCGAAUCAUUUUGAACGACCUC
Molecule: messenger RNA, 4957 nt
Organism: Mytilinidion resinicola
Lineage: Eukaryota; Fungi; Ascomycota; Dothideomycetes; Mytilinidiales; Mytilinidiaceae
Exons: 14
Coding region: 1-4476 (1491 amino acids)
Biological process (GO): transmembrane transport
Cellular component (GO): membrane
Molecular function (GO): ATP hydrolysis activity; ATP binding; ABC-type transporter activity
Source: RefSeq, a predicted model, not a curated record